This is a messenger RNA of Drosophila albomicans, 2471 nucleotides long. RefSeq names its product zinc finger protein 791-like. Gene Ontology annotation, cellular component: nucleus. NCBI's taxonomy places the organism in Eukaryota, Metazoa, Arthropoda, Insecta, Diptera, Drosophilidae. Gene Ontology annotation, molecular function: zinc ion binding. The record is from RefSeq and is a predicted model, not a curated record. The transcript has a single exon. The coding region runs from base 119 to 2440 and encodes 773 amino acids.
UUCGAUUAGUCGAUACCCGAUACUGCCGCAAGUACAUAAAUUCUCUACGAGUCAGUUUUUGUUGAGAGAAAAGAAAAACUAGAAAGCAAGACGAUUUUGGAAUAAUUGCAAAGCCAAAAUGGAUGAGGAGACCACAGUCUCAAUACACACGGUAUGCCGCACGUGCUUAUCGAACCUAAAUAACGCUGCAGCCUUCGAUCUGUUUUUUGUCCCCGGCCUGGCCAAGAAAUUGUGUAUUUGCACUUCGUUGUCGGUGGAACAGCAGGAUGGUUACCCGAAAAAUCUUUGCACCACCUGCUACAACCGCCUCAACGAUCUGCAUGACUUUCAAAGGCAAUGUGUGGAGUCCGUCGAGAAAUUUAAGGAUUUGGUGGUCAACAGCUGUUUCCAGCAGACCACUGAGGACAAUUUCAAUGUGACGAAUGUGGCUGAAGAGGAUUUAGAUCGCAGUACCUUUGACCCAUUGCUGAAUAGCAAACUGGAAAUCGAGAAUGAAGAGGAUGUGUUUAAGAUGAUCGAAGAUGUGGACAAGGAGUCGGAGGAAGAUGAGCAGCAACAGGAGCAACCGGAAGAAUUCGAUGACUUUGACAAUGAUGACGAUGAAGGGGACGCAGAUUUUCAGGUUGAUAGCAGCGACUCACAGGACUCGGUGCCGCUCUCGCGACGCUUUGCAACUAAGGCAACUAAACAAACCAAGCCCAAGAACAAAAAGAAAAAGAAGGAAUCAUCUUCCUCGGCCAGCGACACGGAGGACGAGGAGGAAGAGGCUAAACCCAAAAAGAAACGCAAGCGUACGCCGGCCUCCGAAGUGGGCAGUCGCAGUCUGCUCCAAUGCCACAUUUGCCAGCAGAAGUUCAAGAUGGCUACGCGCUUUGAAGAGCACAUGAAAUUCCACAACGACAAGCUACCCUUCCAGUGUCCCGUGGAGACCUGCAAGAAGGGUUUCACCUCGACCACCGGGCAGCGUCAUCACAUGGAGCACACACAUCCGGAACUGUGUAAACUACACAAGUGCACUGUCGAGGGUUGCGACAAGGAAUUCCCACAGACUCGCAUGCUCACCCAACAUCUGCGCAAGGAACACAACAUUGCCAAACCCGAGAUACAUCCAUGCUCCGAGUGUGACAAGGUCUUCCGUUGUCCCACGGCACUCAAGAAGCACAUGUACAAGCAUACGGGCGAGGAGUUGCCCAUUUCGUGCAACAUCUGCGGCAAACGCUUCCACAUCAAUAGCGAACUUCGCGAUCAUUUGCUGCGCCAUGCUGGCGUCAAGAAUCAUGUGUGUCCGUAUUGUGGGGUGGGCAAGACAACCCGCCAGGAGUGGAACAAACACAUCUUGACACACACCAAGGAAAAGCAAUACCAUUGCCGGCAAUGCGACCAUUCGUCGCACAACAAGCAGGCGUUGUCGAAUCACGUUAAAGUGGUGCACAUGAAGAUCAAGAACUUCGCCUGCCAAUACUGUGGCAAGACCUUUGGCAAGUCGCAUGCCUGUAAGCUGCAUGAAAGAUUGCACACGGGAGAGAAUUGCAGUGAGUGCAAGAUCUGUGGCAAGGUCUUUCUCUUUGAAAAGCGUCUGACCAAGCAUCUCAAGACGCACGAGAAGCGCGAGGUUCCAGCAGCUGCCGGCGCAGCAAAGCCCAAAACUGAUGUGGAAGAUAAAAAGGACGAGAGCCAAGAGCCCGCCGAUGUCAAGCCGAUGCCUCCAUUACCAGCUAAGCCAAAGGCAUCGAAUCGCAUCGAGCGUGUGGACAUUUCUCAAUUGGCUGGCACCUCAGUCAAUCCCAUUCCGUCGGUCUCGGUGCCAUCCUGGUCGCCGCAAGUCAAUUUCACCAAGAAGGAGGGUCAGCACAUUUGUCCAGGCUGUGGCAAGGGCUUUAAUCACAUUGGCAACAUGAAACUCCACUAUAAGGUCGUGCAUGAAAAGAUCAAGGAUUUCGCCUGUCGCUAUUGCCCGAAGCGCUUUGGCAAAGCGCAAUAUCUUCAGCAUCACGAGUACACACACACCGGAGAGAAGCCGUAUGGCUGCAAGAUUUGCGACAGGCAUUUCAGUCAUGGCUCCUCAUUGAGGAAGCACAUGCAAUCGCAUAAUAAACCACCCAAGGAGCCGAAGCCUCCGAAACCACAACCCAAGUCCACAGAGCCGCCAACGCCGCGAGUAAAACUGAAUAGACAACCAACCAAGAUCUAUGAGCAGUAUCAGGAUCCAGCUGCCGAGCGAGCGGCUGCCAGAGCUGAACUCAUUGCCCAACAGCAGGACGAACAUGAGGUGAAACGCAAGGCUGCGGAAAAGACGCGCAAGAUUCAGGAGGCUGCUUGUGAGCAGUUGCAAGAAUUGCAGCAACAGCAGCUCAUCGACAAGAUCUCCAGCGACUGCUUCACCGAAGUGAACUAUGAAGAUGCACAGAAGGUUGAGGCCCUCAAAGAAGAUCCCGCUUAAGUUACAGCAAAUUCAUUAAUUUAUAAUUAUU